This is a messenger RNA of Staurois parvus, 323 nucleotides long. Lineage: Eukaryota; Metazoa; Chordata; Amphibia; Anura; Ranidae. The record is from the annotation of a GenBank genome assembly.
GCAAUCUCCGUGAUCGCUGUGUCCUAUGGACACAGCUGAUCACGUGAUGUGGUAAAAGGCCAAUCACAGUGGCCUUUUACCACGUGAUCAGCCGUGUCCAAUGACACGCUGAUCACCGGCAAAUGAUCAGUGCCGAUCCCUGCUCUGACAAUUGCCGGGCACUGAUGAUCAGUGCCCUGAUGACCGGUGCCCAGCAGUGCCAUCCACCAGUUCCACCCACCUGUGCCCAGAAGUGCGCCCACCAGUGCCGCCCACCAGUGCCGAGCAGUGCCACCCACCAGUGCACCCAGCUGUGCCCAGCAGUGCCACCUACCUGUGCCCAG